UUUUCAAUAAGGCGCAGCAUAAAUACUUGCACCAACACCCAGAACGUAAUAAAAAUAUAAAUACUAGAAACCUCCUCUGCUUACGGGACGUUGGAAUUACAAUUUCCUUACAUUCAUCAAUCCACCCAGAUGCCUUUUCUACUUUGUCCCAGACGUCGCCGCCCCAACGACAAAAAACCCAUACCGUACGAAUGGAUCUACCCUCCACCGCGGGCGCAACAACGACCCCCCAUCCCGCGGCACCCGCAAACCCAGUCGUCGCUCUUCGCCAAGCUCCCCCUCGACCUGCGUCUCAAGAUCUUCCGCCUCGCGCUGGACAGCUCGCCCAUCCCCGUCAGCACGCAGGGCCUCCCGCGCUUCAUCGGGCUCGAAAGACCCGUAGACGAAGGGCCGCGGGUUACCGCGGUGCGCGAGGCUCGCCUGCUCAGCUUGCUGGUGACGUGCUCUCGCGCGUACGCCGAGGCGCUUCCCGUACUCUACAGCGUCAAUACGUUUUCCGUGUGCACGCGCGACACAGUGACGCUGCUCGCCGCCACGUCAUACGCGUCGUGGAUUCGCCGGCUCGAGUUCCGCUCGUGGCGGGGCCAUCCGCCGGUUAUUGAGCCACUGCCGGCGGAUAUGGGCUGGAUUAAGCGGAGGCUGAGCCGCAGAUUCGUGAGGAGAGAGGAAUUCUGGCGUCGCGAGUGGUUGAAGAUUUGGGAGGAUAUGCGGAAGUUGGAGGGCCUAAGGUGGGUGCAUGUCGAGCUGCACGCGCUCGGUUCAUGGCACAGGAGUUGGCGGAGGCACGAGAUGGAGGCUCUUGUGCCGCUGAGAGGGCUGUUGAGAGACGGAGCGUAUGGCAAGUUGACGGUGAACUGGGAGAGACCGGAGGCACAAGGUACGGCCGCCGAAGACAUACUGAAAGAGUGGGUAAUUGAGCGACUGGCGCCGUCUUAAGACUUUCAUCGCGAUAUUAUUAGAACUUGCCUCGAAAUAUCAAAAUCCUGG
Molecule: messenger RNA, 987 nt
Organism: Annulohypoxylon truncatum
Lineage: Eukaryota; Fungi; Ascomycota; Sordariomycetes; Xylariales; Hypoxylaceae
Exons: 1
Coding region: 130-936 (268 amino acids)
Source: RefSeq, a predicted model, not a curated record